CCUCGACUCAACCAACCUCAAGCCCGAAGCCGAAGCACAGCUCUUCAACCCACGAACAAGCCCAACCACACCAACAAAACCCGCAUCUUACCCACCCCCAACACCACCACGAAAAGACCGUAAAAUGACCACGCCCCCCUCCAACGGAGUCCCCGGGACGCCCACCCCGAAAAAACAACACAUCGCCCAAACCCUCCUCUCGCGCGCGCAUUCCCCCGACACAGCAACCACCCUCUUCACCGAACGCAUCAAACAAAAACCGUUAUACGUCCGCCCGACCUCCCCGGACCCCGCCGACAACCGCCAACGCCGCCGCCUCCACCGCCUCCGCAAGAAAGAGUACUUCCUCCGCCGCCAGAAACCGCAACCGCUGAGCGCGCGCGCCAAACGCGCCUGCCCUGCGCUUUACGCUCUUCCGAAGGAGGACUGCAAGUAUGAGGUCUUUGAGGAGUUGAAUCGGCUGUGGGUGGAGUAUAUGCUUGGGGUUUUGGAUUUACGGGCGGGGAGUAAGACGGGGUUCGUGGUGACGCCGAGUUCGCAUGGGAGUCGGCUUGUUAGUGCUGAUUUUCAUGGGGCUGAGGUUCAAGUUGUGAGAAGUCGGUGUGCGUCCCGCGUUGGGGUGCGUGGGAUUGUGGUUCGGGAUUCGAUGUUCCUGUUCACUAUUAUUCAGGAGAGUGGGGGGGUUGUGCGUAUUCCGAAGGAGCAUACUGUUUUUCGGUUCUCGUUGCCUUUACCCUCUAGUUCUGGUUCUGCGGGGCCGCAGGGGAAGGGUCAGGGGGAUGGGGAUGGGGAUGGGGAAGAGGGGAAGAAGCUUGUGUUUGAGCUGCAUGGGAGCCAGUUCAUGAAUCGGCCUGUUGAUCGCGCGAAUAAGAAGUUCAAGUGGAGGAAUGUGGAUUAUGUUUAGUUGUGUCUUUGGUUAUAGUGGUGUGCCAGGAAGUUGAAAGAAAGGGGGGUCCGGGGGUUCCCCCCCGGGAAUGGUUAUAUACCUGGCCUAAGAAUUGAGGUGGCCAGGAAGCUGAAAGAAAGGGGGGUCCGGGGGUUCUCCCCCGGAACGUUAUAUCUCUCUGGUGUAUGGCUAGCUG
Aspergillus homomorphus CBS 101889 is the source of this 1082-nucleotide messenger RNA. Its product is annotated as RNase P/RNase MRP complex subunit. Gene Ontology annotation, biological process: rRNA processing; tRNA 5'-leader removal. The record is from RefSeq and is a predicted model, not a curated record. The transcript has 2 exons. Gene Ontology annotation, cellular component: ribonuclease P complex; ribonuclease MRP complex. NCBI's taxonomy places the organism in Eukaryota, Fungi, Ascomycota, Eurotiomycetes, Eurotiales, Aspergillaceae. The coding region runs from base 125 to 904 and encodes 259 amino acids. Gene Ontology annotation, molecular function: ribonuclease P RNA binding.